Molecule: messenger RNA, 1080 nt
Organism: Sclerotinia sclerotiorum 1980 UF-70
Lineage: Eukaryota; Fungi; Ascomycota; Leotiomycetes; Helotiales; Sclerotiniaceae
Exons: 2
Coding region: 1-1080 (359 amino acids)
Source: RefSeq, a predicted model, not a curated record
AUGGCGAUGACAGGGCGCAGAAGCCCAAUUUCAAUCCACCACGACUCCCACCCAUAUCUUCAUUGCUAUCAUCUUUACCACCGGGACAAGUUGAAGAGGGUCAGGCUUUUGAGGACUCAUAUCGUCCGCCGUCGCAAGGGCCACGAUCUCCAAUGGCACUGGAUAGGCCCAUGUACCUACAUCAACAAGAACGAAGUCCUCGAGAACUUGAACGUUCCUUCAAACAUUCGCAGAGCCCUCUCUCACCAUACUCGACUUGUCCGCCCACCCCAAUGUCAGAUGUGUUCGCGACCAGGCAAGGAUCUGUUACAGCUCAUCACCAUGGUCCAUUUGCUCCUCCCAGGUAUGUUUUUUUGGUAUCCAUCGCAAUGGAUGAAGGCUCAUUAUGCUCAAAGGGCCCCACAACCCCCGCUCCCACAGCCGGAAUGUAGGUUGGUCGUCAUGCAACAACCAAUAUCCGCCAGAGCUUGUGGAUACGGAGACAAGGAUCGUCGAAUGAUAGACCCGCCACCAAUCCUUACGCUUGAAGUAUUUGAUAAGGACACAGGCCAACCUGUGAAUCCAAAAGACAGAAAGAAGAUUCUGAAGAAUUUUAUGCCGAUAGUGCAUUGCACAUUAUGGAAUCCAUACACGAAUUGCGAGGACGACAAGAUUGAGGGAAGUAGUGAUCGUCGGAACCAAAGGAGAAUGGUAGGAACUAUGGUCUGUAACGGUUUCAAGGCACUCGAUCCUCAAGGGGAUGAACGAUUCUUCUUCACUUUUGCCGACUUGUCAGUUCGAUUCCCGGGAGACUAUCGACUGAAAUUCAGAUUAACAUUGAUAGAUCCAGCUGGGAUGGGAAAAGGUCAAAAGAACGGAAUCAUGAGUCCGCUCUUGAGCAAUAUUUUUAAAGUCCACAAUGCCAAAGAUUUUGAGGGUAUGAGGCCUAGUUCGGAUUUGGCCAAAUCUCUGGUUAGUCAAGGGUAUCCCAAUAUUCUCAAGAUCAAGAAAGGAAACGCGAAGACGAUCGCUAUGGUUGGCCAAGGGGGACAGGAAGAUGAGGAAGAUGACGAUGAUGAGAUGGGAGCAAAGGAUGAAUGA